AGUUUUUCGAUUGUUGUUUCCAGCCCUACUCUCAGGCCAAUCCGCCUCCUCCACCAGCUCUCUCCCCAACACAAAUGACGUCUGGCAUUCCCAUCUUGGAACCCCAGCGCCCACCACACGAUUACCUUCCCAUCGCUGUCCUCACCACCAUAUGCUGCUUCUGGCCCACAGGGAUCAUUGCUAUCAUCAAGGCUGUGCAGGUGCGGACUGCAGUUGCCCGCGGCGACAUCGUAUCGGCUGAAAUUGCCUCCCGGGAGGCCCGCAACUUCUCCUUCAUCAGCCUGGCGGUGGGCAUCGCCGCCAUGGUCCUGUGCACCAUCCUUACAGUGGUGAUCAUCAUUGCCGCUCAGCACCAUGACAACGACUGGGACCCCUAGCGACCAAUCGCCUGUCUUCGGCCUACUCCUGCACCCUGACAACUGGUCACAACCGCCCUGGCAACAGCCGCCCGCAGGGAUGGUCCUUGGCAACCGCCUCCCCUCCUUCUCCCCUGUCUUCGCCCUUGCCGACGACACUCGAAAUGCUUGGCAACCCUUCUCCACCCACUCUCCGCCCACUCCCAUCGUCCUUGGCUGUUGUUGGCCUUGCUAGCCGUACCGACUCAGCAAAAUGACUUCCAGGUGACGCCAUUCAGACGUGCUCCAUAAAGCUAAGGCUCCUAGCAAAGUUGCUUGUCCUCCGUCCGUUCCUUUCCCAGAAUACGUUGCUUGCUUCCUUCCUUCCUGAGGAGUAGGCUCCGCCUUCUGUGACCAAGAAGUAACCAUCUUCCUCCCGCUGUGUUUGCAUGCCUAGUGCUGCCCUUGUAUGGACCGGGGUGCCAGCACAGUCUUGGAUAAAGCCCUGUCUCUCUGCCCCCAUCAUUCUUUUCAUCGGCUGCUUCCCUUUCUCCAUUUUUGCAAUAGCUAGAGGCACCCAGUAUUUUUGGAGAGCCUGAUUGGCUAUCUCCCCGUUUUAUCUGAGGCGAGAAAGGAACCGUUGCUUUCAAGCCAAGUGAAACAAAUCACCGUCCGUAAUUAGGAAGGCAUAUAUUUUCAUACGCUGUUUAGCAAUGUUCCAUUCGGUAAGCAUGCAAAGUAUAAUCCACAGCCUGUUUUUUUUUUUAAGUUCUUUUUUGCAGGGCUUAAGCAUCACUCUUUUUAUACAUUUCAUUUUGCACCAGGGUUCUAACAUUUCUUCCUUGGAGAAGACUCUGAAAGUUGUUGUUUUUUUAAAAAAACAAACAAACUCUGUACUUAAGUUUGAUUUCAUCCCAUCUGUCUCCACACUCUGCAAUCCACGUUUUUACAUUUUAUCCUCGCCAUUUUCUUAACAGAGGGGCUUAGAGAGUUUUGUUGCCUUUCAGUGAUUUUUACUCAGAGAGCCAACUCUUUUGCUACUGGCUGAUAUCCAGGGUCAAUUAGGCAAGGCACAUUACAGUAAACUUCCAACCACGAAAGAAAGAAAGGUAACUAAAGGGACUUAAUAAGAACUACCAGACAAUUAUUUGAUAGUAUCAAUACUUCGAUAGCAGCCAGCACAAUGAUGGCAGAAAACAUAGCAAGAUCUAGCUGAUCAAGAAGACAGAAAGGGGGGAGGAGAUGUAAAGUAAUUGGAGGAUGAAAGAGGCAGCAAAAGAUCCAAGUGUCCAUUAAUAAAUGGGGGUGUCCAGUGGGGCCAUUUCCAGGACCAGGUAAUAUCCAACCUAGAAGAAAAUCUAGAGAAGGGUUCCGGAUUAGAUGCUUUUAUAGCAUCAUAUGCUAAAUAAGAGUAAGGCCUACUCAACGUGGUGACGAGACAAUAGGAUGGACUACACUCUUACAGAUCAAAAGAAGUGGGAAUAAUAUAUUUUUGGUCCCCGGCUUUUAAAUAUUAAUCAGCAAGUAGCGCCAAGGUAACAUGUUAGGCAACCAGAUUUAGACAAAGUUUAGACCCUUAUUUGGCUUACCACACUUACUUGUCUGAUCAUCAAUCACCCUAACCUACCUCAGGCUUACUUUUUAAAAAAAUAUGUGAUCCACAGAACAGCCUAAUAGAGAUAGUCCUCCACUUACGGCUUACAAAAAAAAAUUUGAAUUGGUCGUGUGACUGAUCUGCUUUAUGGCCAUGAUGAGUAGGGUCCAUUACGGUCAUAACUUGAGGACUCGCUGUAGCAAGCCAAGAGAAAGGAGUGAGCUAUUCUGGCUAUUAUUACCAACUAGUUUUUCAUCAGGGAGGGAUUUGGGAAAAAUACUCAAAAUUGCAACCCACACCUAUGUUCUGUAAUCAAACAAUGAUAUGUAAUCCAUCACUUUUGGGACAUGCAAAUUGAUGCCACUAGAAACAGUGAGAGAAUCUUUUACCUUAUUUCCACCUGGAAGUGAAUGGUAUUGAUAAGUGAUAUUUUUGAAUACUUUUUUCUAUGAAUGACAAUGCAGGUAGUAAAUUAGCAUAGAAGAAAGACGAAAAUACUGUUCCUUUUGAGGUGCUAGUUUAUUUACAUGCAAGUAGUUUGAUAUAAACAAGGGAGAACAAUUUACAGAAAGAGCUCCUUUAAUUUAACAAAUGGACAUGAGACAAUUGAGACUUGACACCACGCCUUGUUCUGAUUAAUAAAGUAGAUCGUUUCUAAGUUGCAUCAGCCAAAAUCGAUUGGCUGGUUUAAUGGGCACGCAACACGGUGCGUUUCAGGCAUGGGGGCUUCCCUACAGAAUUUUUUUUUGCAUUCCUUUGUAUUUUUAAGGCCUCCUGUUCUCUCCAAUCUGUGCCAAAUCUCGUUAUCAUAUGAACUUCCUAUUCAUUCCCCCUCCCCCCCCACCUCUUUGGAUGUUGGACUCUAUACUCUUAUCUCUGUUUGCAAGUGACAUGGUUACAGAAUCUCUGUCAAUAAAGACAUUUGAUUGAUUCCCUGCAUCUGAUGUAAUUGUAUUUACAAGUGGAAGGUUCGAUAGCCUUUCUCUCACCCCGGUCAAUCGUUUCUCACCUCCUUCCCCCCCCUCCAUUGGUUUACAAUCCCCAAAUUCUGCAGUCUCUUAGGAGAUGGUUGCUUAGAAACAGCAAAAAAAGGGAUAUGGAUUUAAAGCGAUCGCUGGGCAUGUGACAGCCCUAGAAAAGCAAGGAGAGAAACCUAUAAUAAUAGCAAGAAGGGUGGGAGAUUUUGGCUUUCCUCCACCACAGCAGAAUCUCCAGCUGCGUGUCACACCUGCAAGGUUUUUGUUUUUUAAAAAAAUAAGGAUUCUGCAAUAUUCAUAUUCCUUCCUCGCCUUGCAAGCGAGUGCCACUUCCAAAUUUCUGCCUAUGGUAUAUAAAUGUGCAUACGGUUUACUACUUUUGUUUCCAAGAUGCCAGUUUUCAAAAUAGCAUCUCUUUCCUUCUCCUUCAAAUGGCAUGAAGAUUGUGCUCUAGUACAGCGAUCACUAACUGGUGGUAAAUGAGAAAAUUUUGGUGGUCCGCAGAUAAAUCUUUGCAUUUUUUUAUAUCACACUAAAUCAGGGAUCCUCAAACUAUGGUCCCUGGGUCGGAUACGGACCGCUGAAGCAAUUAAUCUCACUCACUGAUGGGAUGCGGUCCUUCAGGCACUUACUUAGCUGCCUGUUUUGUAACUCCAGGCACUUAAGUGAACAGUGCUUGAAACUUUGUCCAGGAUCCUUGAAAGACAGAGUUUGCAGUGGGCCGAUCUAACGCCUGGGCUGGCUACAAAACAAACAUUCAUUCUUGGCUGUAUUUGAGAUUCCCAGCUGCAAUGGACAGCAAACCUAGAGUUGAUCCUGGGCGCUUCUCUCCGCUAACAAGUGGCUAAGCUGAGUGCCUGAAAGACCCCAUCCUUCAGUCACUAAUUCAUACAAGGGAACCAUGGGAUUAUGAAUUUAGUGGUCCCUGCGGUCCGAAAGGUUGGUGACCCCCUGCUCUAAUGGGCCAAUUUGCUUUUAAAAAGUAAGUAAUUUAGUCCAAUUUAUCUAACUGGGAGAUGCCCAAAUCCCCAUCAAACCUUUAAGCCUUAUCUGCUCUUCCUGUGAUUUUUUAUCAAAGCAAUGUGUUUUCUUGCUAAUCUUCACAACUGAAAACAGUGAGAAAUUUGUCUGGGGAAAAAAACCCACACCUCUGCAUUAAAAUAAGGGCGAAUACUUUGAGGACUGUGGCUUCUGUACAAAGUCUCCCAUAAAAUUCCUCCUUUGUACUCGUCCAGCGUGAACCCAGAGUCACCACAUAGUGUACGUAAAGCUUCGAGCCUGAGUUGUGUAAAGAAGGAAUAGGGGAAAUGUUAUUGGUCUUCCCCGACUUAACUUCCAAUGGUUUUACAAAAGCCUUGCUAGAUUAAGGCUCAUUUUUUAAAUGAUCCAGCAGCU
Thamnophis sirtalis is the source of this 4301-nucleotide messenger RNA. Lineage: Eukaryota; Metazoa; Chordata; Lepidosauria; Squamata; Natricidae. The record is from RefSeq and is a predicted model, not a curated record.